AUGGUCAAGCGAUGGCUAGAGGCAACGGGUGUGGCACAAGAAGACGAGAUGGAUGCAUCGAUGGCCAGACUCUUCAAUCAUCAGCGUACCAUGGCCAGACCAAGCCGGAGGGGCAAGGGCAAGCAAGUGCAGGCCGAGCAGUCCAGCGAGGAGAGCGAGAGCGAGCUCUCGAGCGUAGAUGAGGACUACAAACCAGGAACAAGCCCAGCCCAGAGCUCCCACGAAGCCACGACAGGUCAGCGCCCCUCUCGCAAGUCUCGUCUGAGUGCCGAAGCUGCCAUCAGAAGCGGCAUCGAGGCUGUUGAGACUCACAAAGCCCGCAAGCGCUUCAAAGUAGAUGCCGAUGCCGAAAGCCUGUCCCUUCAAGGCACGCCGGCAAGCAAAGCCAAAGGCAAGCGCCCAAGCCGGUCAAAAGGACAGACUGCGCUCGACAAGAGCCAAACAGCCGGGACGGCCGGGAGAGAAGUCGAGCCGUUGUCGGAGAAGACGGUCAAAGCGAUGACUGCCAUAGAGGAGAUUGAUCCGGUGGAAGAGGUGCUGAAGCCGAAGCGAUCGCGCAAGAGAAAGACCGUCGAGCCCGUAGAUUAUCCGGAGCGACAAUUGAGCAGCAAGAAAUACAUCGGUGCUCAUGUAUCAGCUGCGGGCGGCGCUCACAAUUCUGUCCACAACGCUUUGCUGAUUGGCGCCAAAGCAUUUGCUCUGUUCCUGAAGUCCCAGCGGCAGUGGAAGGGCCCGCCCAUCUCAGACGAGGCAAAAUUCGAAUUUCCGCUGCGGUGUGCUGGCUUGAUGACGAGCCACGACGAUCAUCUUGAGGAUGAGCAAGACAUCAAACGGCACAUCCAGCUAGCCGAUGGCAAGGGCUUCGAUCAGAGCAAGCACAUCGUCACUCACAUGGCCUAUCUCAUCAACUUGGCCAAUCCUGACCCGAACAAACACGAACAAGCCUUCGAAGCUUUUGUAGACGAAAUGCAGCGUGCUCACCAGCUGGGUAUCAAGCUCGUCAAUUUUCACCCAGGCUCGACCGUCGGAGAAUGUACGCGCGAAGCCGGUCUCGCGGCGGUUGCUAGCGCGAUCAACCGUGCCCAUGAGCGUGUGCCUUCAGUCACUGUUCUCAUCGAGACGAUGGCCGAGACUAACAACAAGCUGGGCGGCGCCUUCACCGAUCUUGCAGCUAUCAUCGAUGACGUCCAUGACAAGUCUCGCAUUGGCGUCUGCUUCGAUACCUGUCAUGUCUUCGCUUAUGGUCACGAUCUGCGAUCACCGGAGGCCUACCAAACAACACUCGCAGAAUUCAACAGAGUUGUCGGACUACAGUACAUCAAGGCUGUGCAUCUCAACGACUCGAAGACGGACCUAGGCUCUCAUCGAGAUCUUCACGAGAAUAUCGGACUUGGGUUUCUCGGGCUGAAUGCAUUCGCCAAUCUAAUGACGGACCCUCGCUUUGAUGACGUCCCGAUGAUACUUGAGACGCCCAUGCUUGAUGGUACUCUUAGCGGCGCGGACAAGAAGUCCGACAAACCGGGGCAAGGGGGGGCAGGAGUGUGGCAGCGGGAAAUCCAGCUUCUGUACGCCCUAGAAUCAAAUGAUCGAGCGCUAGCAGACCGUCUGCUGGCAGAAGUGCGCGAGAUUGUCGAAGAGUCUCGGCGUGUCAAAGACGAGCGCAAGGCGGCUCACAAGGCUCAAAAGGCGAUGGAAAAGGCAGAGCGCAGAGCAGGAGACGUUGAAAGCGCGAGACCAGAGCGAGAGGACGGCAGCGUAGGCCCGUACGGAAGUAAUCAUGACAAGGCUCAGCUCAGCAAGCGCAAGAGCAGAGUAAAGGCCAACUGA
Molecule: messenger RNA, 1827 nt
Organism: Mixia osmundae IAM 14324
Lineage: Eukaryota; Fungi; Basidiomycota; Mixiomycetes; Mixiales; Mixiaceae
Exons: 2
Coding region: 1-1827 (608 amino acids)
Biological process (GO): base-excision repair
Cellular component (GO): mitochondrion; nucleus
Molecular function (GO): DNA-(apurinic or apyrimidinic site) endonuclease activity; phosphoric diester hydrolase activity; DNA binding
Source: RefSeq, a predicted model, not a curated record